Messenger RNA from Lobosporangium transversale, 3459 nucleotides. RefSeq lists its product as hypothetical. Gene Ontology annotation, biological process: protein ubiquitination; Notch signaling pathway. The record is from RefSeq and is a predicted model, not a curated record. Lineage: Eukaryota; Fungi; Mortierellomycota; Mortierellomycetes; Mortierellales; Mortierellaceae. Bases 122 to 3457 code for a protein of 1111 amino acids. The transcript is spliced from 2 exons. Gene Ontology annotation, molecular function: NAD+ poly-ADP-ribosyltransferase activity; zinc ion binding.
CCUUCGCAACCACAAGUAAUCACACGCUUAGUCACUCCAUAUUCACUCAUUAAUUUAUAAGCACACAUACUCUUUCUCCCUCUUUCUUCUCUCUUCUGCAUUCUACGGGGUGGUAGGCGAAAUGCAGCCUCUUGUGUAUACGAAUCAAGACGAACUAUCGGACCACUUCCGGAAAUUUUUUGAAGACUGUCCGCUCGACCUCGAAAAGAAUGCUAUUCCGUUUGAAAGGACUUCUGAUACGGCUCACUUUAAAUCUGUUCUGACAGUGCCUCAGACUGCAACGCAGUUCAACACCCCACCAGCUGCUACUACUAUACCUUCAAACCAGUCUGCCACCAAUGCAGCCUUACUUCUUAAUCUCGACCCCGGUACGGAAGAGGCCCUCUGCAGGACUAUCGCUGGCGAUUUUUACAGCCAUACACGCAAUCGACUCGAGUAUGAAAUCAAGUCUGUUCAUCUUUUGCGAAACCCCCUUGUCUGGAGACGCUAUCAAGCUGAGAAGCAACUCCGGAGGCAGUUAGCUGAACAAGAUAGACUGGCCCGUACAAGGGCCCGAUGCAACUCAAACAGUGAUGAGAAAGAUGAUGUGGGCCCUACACAACUCUUCAGGGACGAAAUAUUGUAUCACGGGACGCAACAGAGACGUAUCCCCUCUAUACUCCUCAAUGGACUAGACCCACGGAUGACUGUGCGAGCAAUUUAUGGCAAAGGCGUUUACUUCUCAGAUUCGAUCGAAAAGUGCAUGCAGUAUGUAGACAAGCAGACCAGUAUGGAUCAGGAAUACUCGAUUAUCCUUUGCUGUGUCCUCUUGGGCAAUGUCCUGGUUGAGCCAUACGAAAGAUCAAAACGAAACCUCACUCAGCAAACAAUGUUCUUGCCAGAAGGCUAUGACUCUGCUGUGGAGCAAGAUGUCUUCAAAGAAUGGAUUGUUUUUGAAAAGUCACAGAUUCUCCCACUCUGUGUUAUUAACUUUACAGCAUCCAACAAUCCGGAUAGUUUUUUCCGAAUGACAGCGCAUCAAGUCCUCUUCAAUAACUCCAGUACAUAUCCUAGUGCCAUCACGGACAUUGCAAGGAGAUGCACAGUGCCGACACCUACGGAUAACGGCCAUCAACGGAGUCGAGAUGAACUGAGCAAAUCAGAACUUUGGAGAGCACCUGAUUUUGCAUUUAGAGCAAUGUUGAUUGGGAUCUUUGACCUGCCAGGCAACCUCCCCACCACUCAAAUACGGAACAUUCACUUCGAACCCUCCAAAGAAUGGGCCGUCCGCUUUAUUGAGCCUUUAUCAAAUGAAGAAAAAUUCUUCUACAUGAGCGAUUCUAGUUACAACACGUUAAUGGAGCUAUUCAAAAAUAUUCAAGUACAUAUGGUACGCAUGGAAAAUAGAAAACAAGUAAACCGCGCACGCAGAACCAUAGAAGAAAACCGCAUAAAUAGUCAGAUUGACAAUCUUCCUGAUGGGCAAAAGUUGAUCGAGACGAUGGCCCUAGUAGGACCACAGCUCCAUCGGAUCCAAAGCGAGGGCAAUACAAUUACUCAGGAAAUUGAACGAAACAAAAAUCAACUGCUUGUUUCUGGGCGAGGGCAUAUCAUACAAAGCCAUGAAUUCCGGUUAUUCAUUCACCCAUUGGAGCGAAAGCUUGAGGAGCUCAAGGCCAUGCAUAAUGACCUGAUGGCGCAGUUAGCACCAUGGUCAAGAGAUGAUUUGAAUCGCGCCGAGCUUUUGCUCAAAGCAAAACAGGAGCUGCAAAAAGCGAUAGACGGGGAGCUAGAGUGGGAGCAACGACAGCAGAAAGUGAUUAGUGCUGAGAAGGCAAGGUCAAAGGCUCAAGGAUUUUCAUUGAUCACAACUAUCUCACUACAGCGCCUUGAAUCGCAUAUUCGAAAUGCUAAAGAGAGACGCGAACUCUUAGAGAAGGGCAAGAGCUUCGAAAUGAGCUUCCGCUUCACAGAUGUCGAGAUCGAGACUUCUUCAUCUAAAGUUUGGCCUCAAAUCGUAGCAGAAAUGUUGCUACCAGUGGUGAUGAUGACUCAUCUCAGUGACAAUAUCUUCGCACAUUUAAAUAACACCAGCAGGUGUUCGGAAAACCUUGAGAUGAAUCGUGAUAAGGAGGAAGCAAAUGGUGGUCUUAGGGAUGCUGGCGCUUGGUGGCAUGCUGCUCCUCAGGCUCUUUUUCAGGAGCCAGCCGCAGCCUCGGUCUUCUGGCCGAUUGAUCCCCGUAGCAGGCUUACUAACCGCCGACUCAUUCUAUUGCAAGACUAUGUUGAGUGGAUGUUCAUGGAGAAAGAGAACAGGACUCGAAAACGCGAUAGACGCCUCAAUCAAGGAACACCUUGGUCUAAUAGCAGCUUAAACCCAACUGAAGAACUUUUACCCUCAGAACUACCGGGAUUUAUUCAAGCACAGUGGGAUUUAUUGGAUCCAAGCAUUCUUCAUUCGAUCCGGGGACUGUCAAGUCGGUUUGGGACUGUAGUAUUUGACAGGAAGAAGCGACUAGAGGAAUUAGCUCAAAUGGGGAACGACCUGCUGAGUAACCUCUUUGUGGACGCAGAAUACCAUAUGCUGAUGGGGGAUAGGCAAUUAUCUUCAGGUUCUUCCGGCACGCAGACAUCGUCCACAUUACCGCCUGUAGAAUGUCCUAUUUGCCAAGAGGCUCUUGAACUACCGGAUCCUAAUAGCUCAUCAUUACCAACAACAGCAGCACAUGAAAAGGUUGUCAAGCUCAAAGGUUGUCGCCACUGUUUCCACGAGGAAUGUAUCAAGCAAUGGUUCCAGUCCAAGGAUGCGCAGCUGAAAUGUCCCAUGUGUAAUACCUUAUGUACAACAGAGGCCAAAGCAGGGGUAACUAAAAAUGCCUUAGGUGGACGACCACAGAAGUUAGGGCCUAGUCCGGAUGCUGUGAUGGGUUAUAGCUUUGAUGUGCGUCUAUGUUGUUACUUCAUUUAUAUCAUCAUACCAUCUCAUGAAAUUGAGGAUCCGGAAUACCCUAACAGGAGUGCACGUCCACGCACCACCAUCCACACGGACAUUCGGUAUGCCAUCGUCCCAUUUUCAGCGCGCCUAGGGCCUUUAUUAAUGAUUCGGUUAAUCGCUUUGUUUUAUUAUGGGCACCUGUUCCGGGUUGGGCGCUCGAUCACUCGGAAUGUGGAUAAUGUUGUGACCUGGAAUGGCAUUCACCUUCGAACUAGCUUAACGGGCCAGUAUGGUUUCCCGGCCCCCAAUUUUGAGAGGAACUGUUGGCAAGAGAUUAACCAGAAGGGUAUAGCUAUGGGAUUAGAAGAACUUGUACUAGGCAUGCCUCAAUCGGAUGGAUCGAUGUCAGCAGCAGUUGCAUCAACAUUGGACCCACAGGCUUUGAAUGGGAUCGCGUUACCAGCAGAAAUCUUAGCCGAGCUAGCAGCAGAGGAGAUGGUCGUCCGGAUAUUUCAUGAGAAUCGCCCUUUAUUAUUUACAUAGAC